Messenger RNA from Alosa alosa (allis shad), 1421 nucleotides. RefSeq names its product RING1 and YY1 binding protein a (gene rybpa). NCBI's taxonomy places the organism in Eukaryota, Metazoa, Chordata, Actinopteri, Clupeiformes, Clupeidae. Bases 123 to 1412 code for a protein of 429 amino acids. The transcript is spliced from 5 exons. Gene Ontology annotation, biological process: positive regulation of DNA-templated transcription. The record is from RefSeq and is a predicted model, not a curated record. Gene Ontology annotation, cellular component: nucleus. Gene Ontology annotation, molecular function: DNA binding; transcription coregulator activity.
AAGAUGCCUUGCCCCUAGUCGGUCACCGAGUGCAAGUCUGCGUUGAGCAGCGGCAGCGGUAUCACCCGGACAUUACACCGUAAAUCACUGUACCCCCACCGCUGGAAGACAGCUUUUCCACUAUGGGCGACAAGAAGAGCCCAACCAGGCCAAAAAGACACGCCAAGCCCUCGGCUGACGACGGAUUUUGGGACUGUAGCGUCUGCACCUUCAAAAAUAGUGCCGAGGCGUUUAAGUGCAGUAUGUGUGAUGUACGUAAAGGCACAUCCACAAGGUCCAGGAAGCCGCGCAUCAACUCCCAGCUCGUAGCCCAGCAGGUGGCUCAGCAGUUUGCCACCCCCCCGCCACCCAAGAAGGAGAGGAGGGAGCGCUUGGACCGCGACCGGCACGACCUGGACCUGCCUGACGACGAGCACCUGGAUACGGACCACUCGGACUCCGACCGCCUCAGCAGUGUCCACCCAGACAGCGACACUGGCACCGAGCGGCCGCACCGCGUGGACGAGCACCGCGUGGACGAGCACCGCGCCGAGAGUGAACGGGGCAGAGACGAGCACCAAGCGGAGUGCGAGCGUGAUCGUGAGCGUGAUCGUGAGCGUGAUCGCGAGCGGGGCAGGGAGGUGGCACGGGCCCGCGGGGAGAUGGACAGAGCGCUGACCGAGAGGGUCUGGCCCGACAGGGAGAGCCCUGUCCCUGCAGGACUGGAGAAGGUGCGGCCCAACAAGCCCCACACACUGCACCAGCAGAACCCGCUGAACCCGCAGAACCAGCAGAACCCAGAGCGCCGGAGCUUAGCUGGGUCCGAGGCCCCAGAGCAGGAACCGGAGAGCACGUAUCCCAUCCGGGAUCCGCUCAAGAAGGACAAGGUCGAGAGGGACAAGGUCGAGAGGGACAAGGUCGAGAGGGACAAGGUCGAGAGGGACAAGGUCGAAAUGGACAAGGUCGAAAUGGACAAGGUCGAGAGGGACAAGGUGGAGAGGGACAAGGUGGAAAACGAGCCGGACAAACACAGCAGUGCAGCCAAGGGAGGCCCAGUGCCCAUCAAAAAGCCUGCGGCCAAAAAACCAAAACCCCGGUUAAUUCAUAAAGGGCUACCUAGUGAGAAGAACAGUGUGAAAUCAGGAAAGUCAACGGCAAAGAAGAACAACCGCCUCAUCUCACGGCCCAGGCUGAAGAACGUCGAUCGCAGCAGUGCCCAGCAGCUGGCCAUCACCGUGGGCAACGUGACCGUCAUCAUCACAGACUUUAAGGAGAAGACGCGCUCCUCCUCCACCUCCUCGUCCACGGCCACCUCGAGCGUGGGCUCGGACCAGCAGAACCACACGUCCGGCUCUGAAAGCAACGACCGAGGCUCGUCCCGCGCAUCCACCCCCCGGGGAGAACUGGCCCCCAGGCAAGGGGACGCACUCUGAGCCCACCAA